This is a messenger RNA of Adineta ricciae, 1206 nucleotides long. NCBI's taxonomy places the organism in Eukaryota, Metazoa, Rotifera, Eurotatoria, Adinetida, Adinetidae. The record is from the annotation of a GenBank genome assembly.
AUGCUCGGCUUUCAAACACUGACAUGUCUUCAUGAUAUCCCAGUUGUGCGCUCAUCGACUAGUAAACUUCAGGAUGCUUAUGCUAAAGCUAAGGAAACAAGUGUAUUUAUUCGGCUUCCAUGCAAUUUAGCCGAAACAGUUGCUGAUAAGUCAUUACAAAUUGCUCUUACUGUUGCGAAUCCUCUUGUUAAACCAUUAAGUGGACCAGUUCGUGUCAUUGAUGAUUUUGCUGUGAAGAAAAUUCGCCAGAUUGAAUCGAAAUAUCCCGCUAUCAAUACACCAACAAAAGAAGUGGUCAACUCAUUUAAAGAUUCAACUGCAUCGACAAUUCAACAUGGCAAAGAGACUGUUUCAAACGUUGCAUCAGCGACAGUGAAUAAGGCAUCGAACGUAGCAGAUUCGGUUUUAUCAUUAGUUCAAGGACGCGAUACGAAAACUUCCCAAGGAGUUGUUCGACGAGUGUUCUCACCAAUUGGUUCAUUGUAUAAUCAAGUCUUUCAGACGGUUCGCUCAUCAUUAUUAUGGUUCAGAAUGUUGGUAGUUUUCUUUUUACUUAAACUCAAACAAAUCAAUGAUAUUGUUCUUCGUAAAAUACCACAAAAACCAUUUGUAACUGUAUUUGUCCAACGCUUCUUCAUUUUCGUCGGCAUUUUCUUGGAUUAUUUUAUCGGCCGCAUUCAACUCGACGAUCGAACAUUAGCUGAAUUGAAAAAAACUAAACAACAAGCACAAUUCAGCCAACAAUCCUAUACCAACCGACAAAGUAUCAAACCCGAACCAUUAAUGACAACUCGUCAAAGUAUAAAAACCGAUCCAUCGAUCGCAACCCGUCAAAGUGUUUUCGUUGCUCAACAAGAAACCACAGUCACUCGCACAAGUCAAGUCAACGGUUUUGCCGCAACUCAACCAGAUUACUCAAAUAUGAGUGAUAAAGACGAAUUAUACGCACGUUUAGCAGCUGCAAACGAAUAUAUCGUUGAAGAUGCUUAUACGACUGAACCGAUUGACCUUGUUGCCAAUGGUGAUAUUGCUCAAUUACAUAAACAAUUGAAACCAACUGAUGUUGAACUUCUCUAUACUCGAUUACCUACGGAUGUUGUACCUAUGUCCGAGAAUCAAGAGCCAUUAACUGCAGACCAACAAACACUUCAUGCAAGAAUAAUUGCUGCUGAAUUAGAACAACAAGGUUAUCGAGAUGAACAGUAA